AUGGUGCCCAUUAUGCAGCCCUUUAUGGAUGUGGAGAGCUCUAGAUCGUAUGUCGAUGAAUUAUAUUCGAAUGAUAUGGAUAAAUGUUUACAAGCUAUCAUAUGCUUAAAAAACUCAGUGAUUGGAAGUAAUCGACAAAAAGGUACUGUAAUUUCACAAGGGGUUGUUCCCAGAUUAAUACAUCUACUCAGUGAUCCUAAUAUUCCUGAUCCUGUAAAAAUUCAAGCUACUGUUACAUUAGGAUCACUUGCAAAAGGUACUGAUGAGCACAUUAAAGCUUUAGUUGAUUUUGGUGUUGUUCCUCAUUUGCUUAAUGGGUUAGUCAGUAAUGAUGUCAAAUUAGUAGAAUAUUGUCUGUGCUGCUUGAGAAGCAUAUUUAAAUCUCAACAUGCCCCAGUAGAUUUACUUUACUACGAUGAAAAUCUCACUUCACAUUUACUCAGUUUAGCUCUUCAAUCAGUUUCGAAUCAAGUUUGUGUAACCACAGUUUUGGCCACAGCAUGCAAAACUGCAGAAAGGCAAGCACUUUUAUGCAGUCAAGGAGCUGUAGGCACUUUGGCAGCAUUACUUCUUUCGUCACAUUAUAAAGUUCAAAUGCCGACAUUGUGUUGUUUGGCAAAUAUAACUUUUCAAAAUCCAGUAGUUUCUUCAGUAGUGGCCACUACUAGCUAUAAUGGUAAAAGUAUUCCUGAACUGGUAGUCGCUCUGACAGGUAGGUCAAGACCGACAGAUGUGCAACUUGCGGCUGCAAAAGUUCUUGCAAAUCUUCAAAGAGCUGGUGCCAUUCCUGCUAAUGAUUCUAAAAUAUUAUACAGGGCUUUACCUUGUUUAGUCAGACUUUGUAAAGAAGAUUGUCCUCCUGCUCAAAGAGUUGAAGCUGCUGAAACGUUAGCUUUUUUAACUGAAGUUGACAUGGAAUUACAAAGGUUAGCUUCCAUAUCAAAUCAUUUAAUACCAACUUUGGCAGGAUUAUUAAGGGGAAUGCCAUUAGCCUCUGAUCACAAAUUGUCGCAAGACAUGAAACAAGCAGCUUUUAGGGCUUUUGCUUCUUUAGGAGCCAAUGAUGAAGACAUUCGAAAGCGAAUCAUUGACACGGAUAAUUUAAUGCAACACGUUGUUGCAGGUUUAGAGGAACCUAGUCCGGGAGUUCAAUUGGCUGCUGUCAGAUGUUUACAUUCUCUAUCUAGAUCCGUUCAACAAUUAAGGACAACAUUUCAAGAUCACAGAGUUUGGCAACCAUUGAUGCAAUUAUUAAAAGGAGACGAUGAUAUUUUAACGGUUGCGUCUUCCACAUUGUGUAACCUACUAUUAGAAUUUUCACCUUCUAAAGAACCAAUAUUAGAAUCGGGUGCCAUUGAUCUUCUUUGCGAUCUUACAAGAAGACCUGAUCCUGCUCUAAGACUUAAUGGUAUAUGGGCUCUAAUGAAUAUGGCUUUUCAAGCUGAGCAAAAAAUCAAAUCUCAAAUUUUAGUAUCAUUAGGUACAGAUCAAAUAUUCAGAUUACUUUCCGAUAGCGAAGUUAGCGUUUUGAUGAAAACAUUAGGAUUGUUAAGAAAUUUACUCUCUACGAAGCCUCAUAUCGAUCAUAUAAUGUCCCUCCAUGCUAUUCAAAUCAUGCAGGCCGUCAUUUUAAUUUUAGAAGGAAGUCAUAGUGCCGAAGUGAAAGAGCAAGCUUUGUGUAUUUUAGCAAAUAUUGCUGAUGGCGAUUCCGCAAAAGACUACAUAAUGGCAAAUGAAGAUGUUUUAAAAAAGCUAACCGAUUACAUGAUGCAUUCUAACGUUAAACUUCAAAUUGCUGCAGUUUAUUGCAUAUCAAAUUUGGUUUGGAGAGAAGAUGCCGGUGCAUCUGAACGUCAAGUUCGUCUUAAGGAUAUGGGAGUGUAUAAAUUAUUGCAACAAUUAAUCAUGACAUCCGAUACGGCUUUGUUCGAUAAAGUCAAAACUGCCAUGACACAGUUUUCGGAAGCAUGA
Pediculus humanus corporis (human body louse) is the source of this 1971-nucleotide messenger RNA. RefSeq names its product Sperm-associated antigen, putative. Gene Ontology annotation, cellular component: GID complex. The coding region runs from base 1 to 1971 and encodes 656 amino acids. Lineage: Eukaryota; Metazoa; Arthropoda; Insecta; Psocodea; Pediculidae. Gene Ontology annotation, biological process: proteasome-mediated ubiquitin-dependent protein catabolic process. The record is from RefSeq and is a predicted model, not a curated record. Gene Ontology annotation, molecular function: protein binding. The transcript has 13 exons.